AUGCCAAAUACUAUUGCACUGGAAGAAGACGAUGAUAUCGUGGGGCGCCCCUUUGGAGUGAUCCCAGCCCUACUCGAACGUCUCUUCAACGGGAUUCUCGACGGCCUCGAAGAGGAUGUGGGGGUGGCGGCGGCCGAGGAUCUUUGCUGCCUGCUCGAGACGACAGUUGUGGAGGUCGCUUGGAGAUGCAGAGAUUCCGAGGUGCGGUUCACCACCAAGUUGAGCGAUGGCGGCCUACGGUCGGAAAAUUGUUGCCAAAAGGAAUGGAUUUGGCAAUUGGAGGAGCCUCAAGAAAGUGUCUUGGCCAUUCUGACGGCCCCAUCUGCGGCAAGAAAGAACGCUACUAGCUGUGGCUGGAACGUAACCGGGGCUGAAGAAGCGACCCCGCGCCAGCCACAGAGCCUUUGCCUUCCAGCGAACAACCUCACCAACAGCCAGCUGUGGAGAAAAGUGCCCAAGCGCCAUGUCGGGGAGACAAGGUAG
Lasiosphaeria miniovina is the source of this 483-nucleotide messenger RNA. RefSeq lists its product as uncharacterized. The record is from RefSeq and is a predicted model, not a curated record. The transcript has 2 exons. The coding region runs from base 1 to 483 and encodes 160 amino acids. Lineage: Eukaryota; Fungi; Ascomycota; Sordariomycetes; Sordariales; Lasiosphaeriaceae.